Messenger RNA from Pocillopora damicornis (cauliflower coral), 793 nucleotides. RefSeq lists its product as uncharacterized. The record is from RefSeq and is a predicted model, not a curated record. Lineage: Eukaryota; Metazoa; Cnidaria; Anthozoa; Scleractinia; Pocilloporidae.
GUAAUCAGGGACACAAUUCUUUAUUACGAUAAGCAAGAUCGGAUGAAAAUUUUCAACUUCUAAAGAAAGAAUUCCGUUUCCACGACGUCUGGGACAAUUUGCACACAAAUUUGCAGGUGUAUUUCUCUUGCUAUUUGUUAAAAAGACGAUGAUGAUUUCGAUCAGUCGGCUACGAAGAACUAUCGCCUUGAGCAUGCUCCUUUUUAACAUCAGUGGAACAACGGGAUAUCCUUCGGGAAUUGAAAUUGUAAAUGCAUCAUUCUGUGGAAAGUAUGAUAAGCCUCCAACGUUUAAAGUUUCGCAUUGGCCUUUCAUUCCCACUGGUGUUCUUGUCAAUUUGAGUGUAACAUUUACACCUGUGGUGAAUGUUUUGGAGGCGAUCUUACAAUACGAAUUGGUCUCAGCAGACGGUGAGGUUGUUUUCAGGAACAGAUACGACCGUGUAUGCAUUUCUUCCCCAGAUCUGUGCAGCUUAUCUGCUGGUGAAACCAAGGUUUGGGUUGGAUCUGCAAAGUUGCCGCCCAUUCCUCCAUUUUUUAAGAAACGAACCUAUAAGGGAAGAGUUCAACUUUUCAAUGAAAAGAACAUAAUGUUUCUCUGUGGUGAAGUUGUUGGAAAGGUACGCUAGAAGACGAACACGAGUCAAGACUCAAGUGAAAGACAAGAAGUAAGGGGGGAAGUAAUUUGCUUAAGCAGGGGAAGACAUUAAAAAAAGUCGUCUUGCAAUCGCUGAUAUUGUAAAACAAGGUUUCAAAAUCUAACGACAAAUCAUUAAAGAUAACUCCGCUCUGUA